CGGAAAGAUGCCGUGGGCCGGCGAGUUGUAAGGUCAGGGGGCUGGGAGGAGUCAUUGUGGCAGCUCCUCCGGUGGAGAUGGCGGGGGCCUUAGAAAAGAAGAAGCGGGUGCGCUUCGCCCGCCUGGAAGAGGAGCGAGACGACGAGGAGGAGGAGGAGGAAGAGUUGGUGGCGGCGGCGGCGGCGGCGGCCUCUGCGAAGGCGCGGGGCUCAGGCGCAAGCUCUGUUAGGGAAGCCCUUCAGCCGGGGGUGAUCGUGGCUGACAGGAGCGGCCGAAGAAGCUGGGCAGGAGGCGGUGGGCUCACCAAGCAGCAGCUCCCGGAAGCGGCGGUGGCGGCGGCUUCGGCUCGCGCGCUGAAAUGGUGCAUUUCAGCGGUUCUUUGUGCCGCUUUCCUAGGCCUGGGUAUGGCCAUUGCUGUCUUAGGCCCUACCUUUCAAGACCUGGCUACAAACGUCAACAGAAAUGUUAGUCAAAUAUCUUACAUCUUCGUGGGCCGUUCAGCGGGCUAUUUUGGUGGUUCUCUGAUUGGUGGGGUACUCUUUGACUAUAUGGAUGCUCAGCUUCUCUUGGGAUUGUCUAUGCUGGGUACAGCCUUAGGUCUUUGUGUCAUUCCAUGGUGUAAGAAAGCACUUUUGUUGACAGCAAUGAUGUCUGUCAUUGGCUCUGCAAUGGGAGUCCUAGAUACAGGUGGCAACGUUCUUGCCUUGGCCACAUGGAAGGAGGAGGUUGGUCCUCAUAUGCAGGCUUUACACUUCAGUUUUGCCCUGGGUGCCUUUGUGGCUCCCAUCCUGGCCAAGAUGGCACUGAGUGGCUCUCCUACAGAUUCUGAGGUCCAUCUAAACAACAGUGCUGACAAUCAGACUUCUUUGAAUUCAAGUUCUUCUGAUCUUUUGGGGCUGAAGCUGCAUUUAAACAUGAACUUUGUGUGGUCUUAUGUUGUUAUAGCCUUUUAUCUCUUCAUUGUUGCAUUGAUUUUCUUCAUCUUAUACUUGAAGAAAAGUUAUAUUCGAGACAGAACAAAAGUUUCUGUGCAGAAAUACCGGUCUACCAAAUAUCAUUAUGCCCUCGUAAUUCUGCUUUCCAUAUUUUUUUUCUGCUACGUAGGAGCAGAAGUAACCUAUGGUUCCUAUAUUUUUACAUAUGCAAAAACCUUCAUUAAUAUGAAAGAGAGUGAAGCUGCUGGUUUGAAUUCUCUAUUUUGGGGAGCUUUUGCAGCUUGCAGGGGACUGGCAAUCUGUUGUGCCACAUGCUUCUUCCCUGGAACUAUGAUCUUGCUGAGUAUCACAGGCACUACAAUAUCCUCUUUGUUCCUGGCACUAUUCAGUACACACCCAUUCUCCCUUUGGUUUGGCUCUGCAGUGUAUGGUGCUUCAAUGGCUACCAUCUUCCCCAGUGGCAUUUCUUGGCUUGAACAGUAUACCACCAUUGAAGGGAAAUCUGCAUCCAUGUUUGUGAUUGGUGCUGCUAUGGGGGAAAUGUGCAUUCCUGCAGUGGUUGGCUUCCUUCAAGGACACUUUUCUUCUUUCCCUGUUCUUAUGUAUGCUUCUUUGGGAGCAGCGGCCAUGACAGCAGUACUGUUUCCUGUGAUGUAUAAAUUAGCCACAUCAUCCAUUGAUGCUAAGCUAAAUGAUCCUGGAGACAGUGAAGUCCAGGAAGCCUUGUUGUCCAGUUCUCAUCUUGAGGAAGAUGAAGAUGGCAGAGAAUGGAAUGAAGUAGACUUUGAAGUAAUUGAGAUGAAUGACACUCUGAGGAACUCUGUCAUAGAAACAUCCAAGAAGAUCCAAGGGGAGUCUUCAGCUGCCAGAUCUGGCCACCCUUCUUUAGGAAACACAACAUUAAAUUCUUCUCCUAUGACUGCUUUGAGCACCUCAAGACUAAAGAAGUCCAGUACAGACCAGGAUAAAAAUGAUUAAGGUGGUCUUCUAUAAAAUGAGAAUUUUAGUAGGAACUUUAUUCUAAAAUGUUUCAGCAAGUUAGUAGUUAUUGUUAAACUUGCCAAAUCCCAGUUAAGGUUCUUGGAUGUGUGUGAAAGCAAGUACCAAAGAGUAAUCAUGCAGUGGAGGGCAUUAUGGUGAAAUGCAGGGUUUUGCAAUGUUUCCCAAAUAUCACAUUGAAAUGAAGAAACAGGAAACUUUGAAAAGAUCACACUUGUCAUUGUAUAGGCAGUUUCAUAUGUGGAGCUUGUUGCAGGCUUUUUGAUCUAUGGCAACCAGAACAAUCUUUACUUAGUAAGCAUCACACCAUAGUUUAAAUCAGAAUUGUGGCUAUGAUAACGUUUCAGAACAUUGUGAAUGGUGUUCCUAAGACACCGAGUGCCAUUAUUAUCAAAAUAUACUUGCUGAGAUUAAUUUAGCUUGAACAACAGUCUCCAAUAAAAAGUUCUCUUAUUUUAAAAGUC
Heteronotia binoei (common prickly gecko) is the source of this 2398-nucleotide messenger RNA. It is a transcript of the gene SLC60A2, whose product is annotated as major facilitator superfamily domain containing 4B. The transcript has 4 exons. The record is from RefSeq and is a predicted model, not a curated record. Bases 78 to 1913 code for a protein of 611 amino acids. Gene Ontology annotation, biological process: transmembrane transport. NCBI's taxonomy places the organism in Eukaryota, Metazoa, Chordata, Lepidosauria, Squamata, Gekkonidae.